UGAAAGCGUUUAGAAGGUCACCAACCUCAGCUUCGGGAAAGGGAGGAAAAGGAAAGCAUGAAGAACAUUCUUGGGGAAGGAGAAUAGAACAACUGGAUUUGGCCAAUUGCAAAAACUAGGAAUUUUGCUCCUAGCUCCGAUGAAAUUGUGCGCUUGUAACCUUGAUUCUACAAGCUGCUCAUUUCAGUUUGAUCAAGCUGCUGACUUGUCUGGCUGCUGCAGUUAUCACUAUUAUGGAAAUUCCAGUUACCGAUCUGUUCCUGUGAAGAUAGAAGGGCCAGUCCAAGCAGAUGAAAAUAGAUCUCCCACAUCAAAACAAAGGCAGAAGAUGGGGAAUUCUUACGCUGGCCAGCUGAAGACCACCCGUUUUGAAGAAGUGUUACACAACUCCAUUGAAGCCUCCCUGCGGUCCAACAGUUUGGUUCCCCGACCGGUUUUUUCUCAGUUAUACCUGGAAGCUGAACAGCAGCUUUCUUCCCUGGAAGCAGGUAGCAGGGCAGACAAUGAGGAAGAGGAAGAUGAUGAUGAGGGAUCAGACUCAAACAGCCCUCCUAAUUCUUAUCAGAUGAAUCCACCUCCUGAAGGCUGCUGUACGACAGAUGGCUUUUGUCAAGCUGGAAAAGACUUACGACUGGUAUCGAUUUCCAAUGAGCAAAUUGAAGUUCCCUCAGGCUUUCUCCUGGUCGGGGCCAAGUCACCGAAUCUGCCAGAUCAUCUUCUAGUAUGUGCAGUAGAUAAAAGGUUCUUGCCAGAUGAUAAUGGACGGAAUGCACUACUAGGUUUUUCUGGCAACUGCAUUGGCUGUGGAAAGAAAGGAUUUUGUUACUUCACUGAGUUUUCCAAUCACAUAAAUCUAAAGUUGACCACCCAGCCCAAGAAACAGAAACAUUUAAAGUAUUAUCUGGUUAGGAAUGCACAUGGAGUUCUCAUGAAAGGCCCCUUAAUCUGCUGGAAAGGAUCAGAGUUCCGAAGUCGACAGUCCUCUUCUGGCCCCUGUUCCAGCUCCCUGUUCCAAGUUCCGGAGAGUUCAGGGUCUAUGGCUGCCAUCACAAAUGAGCCUAUUCAAGGACCUCAUCCACAUGUUCUCCUUGGAGCUCAACACUCAGGGUCUACAUCUGAUCAUCUCCAGGCAACAGCAACAAUGAAUCCUGCUGUUUUUAAUGGGAUAGAUCUCCCUAAACAUCAACAGUUUGUGAAAACCAAUUUGUCAGUCCCAGCAAAACUCUCCGUUUUAGGCACUUUAUCGAACUCGGGCCCUCCAAAAAAACGCCAUAAAGGAUGGUCUCCAGAGUCACCAUCGACCAUGGACACCUGCUACUCACAAAGCGCUAUGAGAAAUAAAAACGAAAGCAUAGGGCUGACGUGUUUGCCCCCGUCUGGUUUGGUGGGUCCAGUCUCUUCUCCUGCUGUGGCUUCAGGAGAGCCGGUGUCUGUUCCUGAUAACCUGCUGAAAAUAUGCAAGGCCAAGCCAGUUAUAUUUAAAGGUCACGGAAACUUCCCUUACCUUUGUGGUAACCUUAAUGAUGUUGUAGUAAGCCCUCUUUUGUACACUUGCUACAGAAAUUCCCAGUCCAUAUCCCGACCCUAUGAGCAAUAUGGUGCCUCGACAAUACAGCCUAUUUCCGAGGAGAUGCAGCUCUUACUAACAGUCUACUAUCUAGUCCAACUUGCUUCCGAUCAGGUUCCACUGAUUGAAGACCUAGAGCAGAUAUUUAUGCGCUCCUGGCGGGAGUCACACCUCCCAGAGAUCCGGCAGUAUCAGCAGGCGGCGCCCCAAGCAUUCCCCCCAGUCCCUGGCCACCUCGCCCCUGUGACAUCCGCUCAGCUCCCAUGGCUUGCGGGCUUGGCUGCCAGUUCGUGCAACGACAGCGUCCACAUCAUCGAGUGCAGCUACUCUCUGGCGGAGGGGCUGGCUGAGCUGUUCAGGUUGCUCAGCGAAGGGAAACUGGUGAAGACCAACUACGUUGUGAUCAUCUGUGCUUGCAGAAACCGAUCGAUAGAGUCCUGCAUUGUGGUAACAGGAAAAUAUCAGGCCCGGAUUCUCUCUGAAAGGCUGCUCACCCCUGCUGACUAUCAGAAAGAAGUUAACUAUGAACUUGUGACCGGGAAAGUGGAGUCACUAGGAUCCUUUUUUAGCACCCUCUGUCCAGAAGGGGACAUUGAUGUUUUGCUGGACAAAUUUUAUCAAGAAAAUCAAGGCCAUAUUUCCUCAUCUCUCACUGUGUCAGUCAAUAAAGCAACAGCUUUGGAUGUCAGUGGGGCAGCUGUAUGCACAAGUUAUAAUCUUGAGCGCCAUCGAAUACGUCCAUUCCAAUUGGCCGUGGCUCAGAAACUGCUUUCUCAUGUCUGUUCAAUUGCUGACUCCAGCACUCAAAACCUUGACUUGGGGUCCUUUGAGAAAGUUGAUUUUCUCAUCUGUGUGCCUCCAUCUGAAGUGACGUUUCAACAGACCUUGUUUCAUCUCUGGCAUUCAGGGGUCUUACUGGAGCUCGGCUUGGAGAAGGAACAUGUUACCAAGCAGCGAGUGGAACAGUAUGUGGUGAAGCUGGAUGCUGAAGCCCCAACCAAAUUUAAAGCUUUUUUGCAAAACUCCCUUCAGAACCCCCAUACUCUUUUUGUUUUAAUCCAUGAUCAUGCCCAUUGGGAUCUUGUGAGUGCUGUCCACCAUCUCUAUCCUCAAAACGAACCAGCUAUAGGACUUGUGGAUCGAUUGCUGAACUGCCGCGAAGUGAAGGAGGCCCCCAACAUUGUGACCCUUCAUGUAACUUCCUUCCCAUAUGCUCUGCAGACUCAGCACACCCUCAUAAGUCCUUACAAUGAGAUCCACUGGCCAGCUUCCUAUACUAAUGGAUUGGACUUAUAUCAUGAGAACAAAAAAUACUUUGGACUCUCAGAAUUUGUUGACUCCACUCUUUCUGGACACAGCCUCCCAUUGCUUCGAUAUGAUAGUUCCUUUGAGGCCAUGGUCAUGGCACUAGGAAAAAGGUUUCCCAGGCUGCAUAGUGCCGUGAUCAGGACCUUCGUCCUGGUGCAGCACUACUCUGCCGCCAUGAUGGCAGUCAGCGGCUUGACCCAGAUGAAGAACUACACCUCUGUGGAGACCCUGGAGAUCACCCAGAAUCUCAUCAACUCAUCCAAGCAAUGUUCCUGUGGCCACGGCCUCAUGGUGGUGCUCCGGAUCCCUUGCGUUCCCCUCGCGGCUGUGGCCUACGAGCGUCUCUAUCACGUGAGAGAGAGGCUGGCUCUCGAAGACCAUUUUGAAAUCAUCUUGGGCAAUCCCAAUUCAGGAAUAACCAUAGGGAAGCAUUUUAUAGAACAGCUCAAGGUGUGGCAGAAAAUUGAAGACGGAGAGUGGAGACCACAGACUUACUUGGAGUUAGAAGGUCUUCCCUGCAUAUUAAUAUUAAGCGGAAUGGACCCGCAUGGGGAAUCUUUGCCAAGGUCUUUAAGAUACUGUGACCUUCGUUUAAUAAAUUCCUCCUGCUUGGUAAGGACGGCUUUAGAGCAAGAGCUUGGACUGGCAGCUUAUUUUGUUAGUUCAGAAAUACCCACGGACAAGGUGGCGGCAAGCGAGGUCUUGGAGAGUGACGCGGAUAAGUUGAGCAGCACUGACAAUGAAGAUGAGGAGAUUGUGACUGAAGGUUCCCUUUCAGAGAAAAGAAGUCCUGUGAAAAGGGAAAGAUCCUCUUCACAUGAUUCUGCAUCUUCAUCUCUUUCCUCCAAGGCCUCAAGCACAGCCUUUUGCACUGAGUCAUCUCCACCUGGAGUCACCUUGGGAGACAGAGCAAAAUCACCACGCCUGAGUAGCACUACGGAGGAGAACACAAUGAAGUGUGAAAAACCAAGACUCAAAGUAGAUCAGGCAGCCCAGACUACCAUCACCCGGCACUAUUCAGGAGCAAGCGAACAGGAGCCUGGCUCAAAUCUGAAACCUAACCAGAAAAACGCCCAAGUCUCCGUGACUUCAUCCUCAUCACCGUUUUCUUCCUCGUCUUGCUCUUCGGCACCGACUCCCAAUUCCUUCAUCCUGCAGACGCCUCAGUGCUCCUUGACAAAGGCCUCGAAGCAGCCCCCCAUUGUUUUCCUGCCCAAGUUGGUGUAUGACAUGGUCACCUCAACAGACAGCAGUGGGCUUCCCAAGUCCUCUUCUCUCUUGCCCUACCAUUCUGUCAUGUGGGCCAGUUCUUUUCGCCCUCUUCUCAGUAAGAUGAUGACCUGCACUGAGCAGUCUCUCUAUUACCGCCAGUGGACGGUGCCCAAACCCAUUCAUAUGGACUACAAUAACAGGAAUGAAGGCAGAAUGGAUAACUUCCACCCCAGGCGUCUGUUGUUGAGUGGCCCACCACAGAUUGGAAAGACUGGUGCCUAUCUUCAGUUCCUCAGUAUCUUAUCUCGGAUGCUCAUCAGGCUGACAGAAGUGGAUGUUUACGAUGAAGAAGAGAUAAAUACCAUUUUCAGAGAAGAAUCAGAUCAACAGUAUCAUUCACAUUCAGUAGUCUGGCCUGAUUUGGAGGUAUUUAAGAAGAUGCCUUUUGAUUACACCAUCCACGAUCCAAAGUAUGAAGAUGCGAGUCUGAUUUGUUCUCGACCCCAGAAUGUGAAGAGUGAGGAUCAGUCAAUGGCCAGAAAACAAGAGGAUUUGUACGUGCGGCGCCAAACAACCCGAAUGAGAUUAUCUAAAUAUGCGGCUUAUAAUACAUACCACCACUGUGAACAGUGUCACCAGUACAUGGGCUUUAACCCACGGUACCAGCUCUUUGAAUCUUCCCUGCAUGCCUUUGCCUUUUCUUACUCCAUGCUAGGAGAGGAAAUCCAGCUUCAUUUUAUCAUACCUAAAUCAAAAGAGCACCAUUUUGUCUUCAGUCACCCAGGAGGCCAACUGGAGAGUAUGAGACUUCCCCUCGUCACAGAUAAGAGUCAAGAAUAUAUAAAAAGUCCUACGUUCACUCCAACAACUGGUCGCCAUGAACAUGGACUUUUCAACCUAUAUCAUGCAAUGGAUGGUGCUAGUCAUUUACAUGUUUUAGUGGUCAAAGAGUAUGAAAUGGCAAUCUAUAAGAAGUAUUGGCCAAAUCACAUCAUGCUGGUUCUCCCAAGCAUCUUCAACAGUGCUGGCGUUGGUGCCGCACAUUUCCUAAUAAAGGAGCUCUCCUAUCACAAUCUGGAAUUGGAACGCAACAGGCAGGAGGAGCUGGGUAUUAAACCCCAGGAUAUCUGGCCUUUCAUUGUCAUUUCAGAUGACUCUUGUGUCAUGUGGAAUACUAUUGACGUUGAUUGUGCAGGAGAAAGAAGCAGGGAUUAUUUAUGGUCAGAAAAAAACGUUUCCUUAAAGCACAUUCUGCAGCACAUUGAAGCAACUCCCAACAUUACUCACUAUGCUGUUAUUGGGAUGAGGAAGUGGUCAAGUAAAAUGAGCAGUGGUGAGAUCCGGGAGCCAUUCUCUCGCUGUCACAUCCAUGAUUUUCUCAUCCUGAAUGUAGAUCUGACACAGAACGUUCAAUAUAACCAGAACAGAUUUAUGUGCGAUGAUGUUGACUUCAACCUACGAGCCCACAGUGCCGGCCUGCUGCUCUGUCGAUUCAAUCGCUUCAGUGUGAUGAAGAAGCAAAUUGCAGUGGGAGGACACAGGUCUUUUCACAUUAAAUCCAAGGUGUCUGAUAAUCCAGUGUCCAUUGCCCCUGUUCAGUAUAUCUGUGCUCCUGACAGUAAAAACACUUUCCUCGCAGCUCCUGCUCAACUCCUGCUGGAAAAAUUCCUCCAGUAUCACAGCCAUCGCUUCUUCCCUCUUUCCCUGAAGAAUUACAACCACCCUGUGUUGUCUGUGGACUGUUAUCUUAAUUUAGGACCUCAGAUUGCUGUGUGUUACGUCAGUUCUCGUCCUCAUUCUUUAAAUAUCAGCUGCACUGAUUUGAUAUUCAGUGGACUCUUGUUGUAUCUCUGUGAUUCAUUCGUGGUGGCUAGUUUUCUGAAAAAGUUUCAUUUUCUAAAAGGAGCCACCUUAUGUGUGAUCUGUCAGGAUCGCAACUCUCUCCGCCAGACUGUUGUUCGCCUGGAGCUGGAAGACGAGUGGCAGUUCCGGUUGAGGGAUGAAUUCCAAACAGCUAAUGCCAAAGAAGACAGGCCACUUUUCUUUCUCACCGGACGCCACAUUUGAGAAGAACUGCUUCGCUUCCUUCAAGAGCAGUGGCUUCAGAAUGCUAAUACAGUCGUCGUAGUUGCAAGAGCCUUUGACAACAGGAUCAUCUAGGAAGUCUCUUUUUAUGGGGACUAUCCAUCAGGUUAUCUUUAUACUUCCAUGGUUAAAACCUGCAGUUUCAUUAGCCUUUAAAGACUCACUCUCCAGGAACACCAUCGUAAUUUUAGAAUUUCACAAGAUGAGAACAUUUAUAGAGAAGGAGAGCGGCUAGCAAUGAGACGUGCAUUUCUUCGAUCAAAAUUGUCCCAUGGGGAAAUGGAAGCUUUAGAAGCAGUGUUUAAAAUACUAAUGGCCAGAGUUAGAAACUACCAAUUUAAAAAUAAAUAACCAUUUUGAAGUUUUCCUGGACUAGAAGAUAAUGUUACGUAAAAGCAAAUAUUUUCGUAUUAAAUAUGAUGCUCUUACAGUUCAUUGUGGGUUAUGAGCAGCUGUAAUUGAAGAGACUCUUCUUAAAAGGGAAAUACUGACUGAAUAAUAAUAAUAGUGGUGGUAUUUGUUAAGCGCUAACUAUGUGCAAAGCACUGUUCCCCAUUUUACAG
Ornithorhynchus anatinus (platypus) is the source of this 6735-nucleotide messenger RNA. It is a transcript of the gene GREB1, whose product is annotated as growth regulating estrogen receptor binding 1. Gene Ontology annotation, biological process: multicellular organism development. The coding region runs from base 140 to 6154 and encodes 2004 amino acids. The transcript has 33 exons. The record is from RefSeq and is a predicted model, not a curated record. NCBI's taxonomy places the organism in Eukaryota, Metazoa, Chordata, Mammalia, Monotremata, Ornithorhynchidae.